Molecule: messenger RNA, 1392 nt
Organism: Seminavis robusta
Lineage: Eukaryota; Bacillariophyta; Bacillariophyceae; Naviculales; Naviculaceae
Source: the annotation of a GenBank genome assembly
CCUGAAACCCGAAGCUCUACCGAAUUCCCAGGCGACUGAUCUCAACUGUCUAAAGCUUUUUGAUUUUGGGAAUACCGGUUGUCCAACUAUUUGGGACAAGCUGACGCAAGACUUCCUCUCAUAAAAAACCCGCCUCCUCCUCUAAAAACACACCUCUUUGCGUUUGCGUUCAAAGCACUCGAUCUUCGAGCCCAUCAGUCAACACACUCACUCUUAUUUCAAGUCAUCGGAUACUGUAACCAUGUUUUCCUUUCAGGCAACAGAUAAGGCCACCAUGAGCGGCGUCGGGAUGAGGGAAGGGCGUGCCACAGUGGCAGAUCUUCUUCGUGCUGCAGGAUCUGGCGGCGCAGCACCUGUCGCGAACCCUUCGUUGCUGUCCAGCAUUCACGCAACCAAUCUGGCUGCGAGGGCCUUAUUGGCAUCGUCCCUGAGUGUCGAAGAGAAGGCGUAUGUUGCCUCUCGCAUGGGCACUUUGGAGCCUCUGCGGCAGCAGAGAUCCCUUGAUAGUAUUCUGGGACAGCAGAGAGCGGCACUUGUGAAGCUUGCAGCGGGCAGGAGGCUCAUUGAACAGGCCAAACAGAGUCUGAAUCUGGAGGCCACCAUGAGAGCGCAGAUCACCGCCCCUGCCAUCCUUCCAGCCGCGGCACGAACCCCCAUCACUCCGUUGCAAGCCCAAGCACCGGUUCUGACUACCCCCAACUCCCCCCUUGCACAACUCAGCCCUCCCCUUGCACAACUCAAUCCUCCCCUUGCACAACCCAAGCAGGCACCUCCAAAACCAAAGUUUGAGCCCCUGAAAGUGCUUCCGCAGCAGGACACCAAAGGCAACUUCCCCGUCAAGCUCCAUCAGAUGCUCUCCGAUCUUGAGAAGAUCCCUGGAGGGAGUGAGAUUGCCUCCUUCCUUCCACACGGAAGGACCUUUGCCAUUCACAAGCCCCGCGAGUUCGUCCGCCAUGUGAUGCCCAAGUACUUCAAGAUGGGCCGUUUCAGCAGCUUCCAGAGGCAGCUGAACCUCUAUGACUUUCAGAGGAUCACGGAAGGCGUUGACAAGGGCGCCUACAGCCAUCCCAUGUUCCUGUACGGUCAACAGCAAGCGACGCUGUCCAUGAAGCGCAACAAGAUCAAGGGAGUCAAGAAGGCCAAGGAGGCUGCCCAGAAGGCUGCCGCAGCCAAGCUCGAAGAAGCCUCUGCUUCGAGCCAUAAUGUCGAAGGGGACGAUGACGAUUCGGUAUGAUCAUCAUUAGUUUGCCCUUGGUACCGGCAGAGGUUGAGUGGACGAGGACAGUGCAGCGGUGACCCACCCGUUGCUUCGCCCCCCAAAGAGCACAGUUUGUAGGGAGGAUUUUCAUUUCAUUCAUGUAAAGCAUUAAAGUAAUCUAUUUAUCUUAUUCC